Haemorhous mexicanus (house finch) is the source of this 1908-nucleotide messenger RNA. RefSeq names its product TGFB induced factor homeobox 1 (gene TGIF1). Gene Ontology annotation, biological process: regulation of transcription by RNA polymerase II. Bases 668 to 1417 code for a protein of 249 amino acids. NCBI's taxonomy places the organism in Eukaryota, Metazoa, Chordata, Aves, Passeriformes, Fringillidae. The record is from RefSeq and is a predicted model, not a curated record. The transcript has 3 exons. Gene Ontology annotation, molecular function: RNA polymerase II cis-regulatory region sequence-specific DNA binding; DNA-binding transcription factor activity, RNA polymerase II-specific.
CGUUACUCAUCGCACUCGUGGUGCUUUAAGUGCCCUUAAAUUAGCGCUUGGCCACAAAGACGCGGAACGUGCUUUCGGAUCCAGCGCUCCUGCGCUGGCUGGGAAGAAGUUCCUAGCAAAGCAGUGUCUGUUCAGUUGCGAUUUGCCAGUCGGCGGCGUGGCUGAAGGGUGUUUUGCAUUCAAAGACCAUUAAAUGCUCCGAAGUGGAGGGUUAGAGGGGAGCAGUGCGCAUGUUCAGUACUCCAGAGUUGUGCUGUUUUCCCCCUACUAUGCAUUCCUGCGGCUCCGUAGUAAAGCAGGCUCUCAUUGUUAGUACCCUUGGAGCAAUUAAUGCAUAUGUAGUUCGUGAAAUCAUUGGGCUGCUACAGACAUGGUGUGUACUAAUAUGGUUUGUAGCCCUCGCCAGAAGUUUUUUUGGACAUGCCGCUCGGCUAAGAGGAGCGCACACAAAGGGAACUGAGCCACAAAGCGAAGUUUAAAGAGCGGGCAGGGUGGUGCUGAGGAGCGCAGCGUCCCGCGGGAGCAGAGUGGGGUUUGAUCCCAGGCACAGCCGGGGCUGCGCGCCCAGCUCAGCCCCCUGUGCCCAGAGACAGAGGCAGCGCUGGCUUUUAAAUGUUUCUUAGGUGUAGUUGCAAUAUCAGGCAGUGAAACGGAGGAUGAUGACACUAUGGAUGUCCCACUGGAUCUUUCCUCAUCUGCUGGCUCAGGCAAACGGCGGAGACGUGGCAACCUGCCCAAGGAAUCCGUGCAGAUUCUUCGGGACUGGCUCUAUGAACACCGAUACAAUGCUUAUCCUUCAGAGCAAGAAAAAGCGCUGUUAUCCCGACAAACACACCUUUCCACACUACAGGUCUGCAACUGGUUUAUCAAUGCACGCCGCAGGCUGUUACCUGACAUGCUGAGGAAGGAUGGCAAAGACCCAAAUCAGUUCACUAUCUCGCGGCGAGGGACCAAGCUUCCCGAGGGCGGCCUGGUGGAGUCUGCCAUCAGCACAAAGAACUACAUUCCCCUGCUGGAUGAGACUGCCUUCCUUCCCGCUGCCGCUCCGCUUGGCAAAACUGUGUCCUCUCCCAAGCCGGCUUCCCCGGGAUCGGUCCUGGCUCGGCCGUCGGUGAUUUGCCACACGACAGUGACUGCGUUGAAAGAUGCCCCUUUCCACUUUUGCCAGCCAGCUGAUGUAGGCCAGACCACGGACCUGCAGCAGCCCCCGGCUGGCGGCUUCACAGAUAGCCCCCUGUCCUGCCACGAGGACGCAUCCAAACUGGGACCUGGUGCAAACACACAGAGUGGGCUCUUUAACACUCCUCCUCCAACACCACCAGACCUUAACCAGGAUUUUAGUGGAUUUCAGCUUCUGGUGGAUGUUGCACUGAAAAGGGCGGCAGAGAUGGAGUUGCAGGCAAAACUUAUGGCCUAAAUCCCCUUCCUUCUCCUUCCCCGUUUUGUUUUACCAGGCAGGGAUCUAACAGCUGUGUGGUUAUUGCCACCCACACGAUAUCAAAAGACUUCACUGCGUUGUUAUUAUUUUUUUUUAUUAAUCUUAUUUGCACAAGGGGAUUGCUGAAAUGAAGCUUCCUGUCACUGAGAUGGUCUUCAGUGGAAUACGGUCAUUCCAAGAAUUAUGAACUUAAAGCUACUGUAGAAAGAAAGGAUUGUGUGUUUUGUUGGGAUUUUUUUUAAUGUUUUCUUUGUAGAUUUUUCAUAAUGUGAGAUGUUUCCCAAGAUCAUGUGAUUUGUUUUGUUUCUUUCAGACUGUGCAAUAUCUAGUAAUGAUAUAGAGUCUUCUUAUCAUUCCCAUGUGGAACGGAAUAUACCGACACGCUGUCUAAAUUUUCAAUUUUUUUAACAAUACAAACUUUGGAUGAUCAUGCUUUUUUCCCAUAAUAUAAUAAAAUAUUUUCUUUAAAA